CACCCAGGCUACCGUGUCUCGGGAACGGGCCGGGCAGAGCGGGCUAGGGUGCCCUUCUCCCCCGUGCCUCUCAGACAUCGCUUGGCGCGGAGGCCGAAGCAGGCGGGGUCCCCUGGCCUGGCCCGAGUGCCGCGUGGGGGGCUCCGUGGAUCGAUGGCCUGCGCUCCUGGGAAGGCGACCGGAAAGCUUUCCCGGAGCCCACAGCGCUCACCUCCUGGACGUUAGUCCCAAAGACGGAGUGAGGUGUCAUGCCGACCAACUGGAGGAGCCCUUCUCUACUUGGGGUCCGCCGGCCUCGGCCGAAAGGUGUUUGAACCAUGACUCCGUCAUUUGUCCUGGCAGCUCUUUGCUUGGGCAUAGUCUCAGCUCUUCCAAAACUUGAUCAGACCCUGGAUGCGCAGUGGGACCAGUGGAAGGCCGCACACGGGCGACUGUACGGAUUGAAUGAAGAAGGGUGGCGGCGAGCAGUGUGGGAGAAGAACCUGAGGAUGAUUGAGCUGCACAAUGGGGAAUACAGCCAGGGCAGACACAGCUUCACCCUGGGCAUGAACCACUUCGGAGACAUGACCAAUGAAGAGUUUAGGCAGGUGAUGAAUGGCUUCCAACACCAGAAGCACAAGACAGGGAAGAUGUAUCAGGAGCCUCUGCUUCUUCAGCUCCCCAAAUCUGUGGAUUGGAGAGAAAAAGGCUAUGUGACUGAGGUGAAGAAUCAGGGACAGUGUGGCUCUUGCUGGGCUUUUAGUGCAACUGGAUCCCUGGAAGGACAGAUGUUCCAUAAGACUGGUAACCUGGUUUCCCUGAGUGAGCAGAACCUUGUAGACUGUUCUCGACCUCAAGGCAAUCAGGGCUGCAAUGGGGGCCUGAUGGAUUUUGCCUUUCAGUAUGUCAAGGACAAUAAAGGCCUGGAGGCCGAGAAAUCUUACCCGUAUGUAGGAAAGGAUGGAGAGUGUAAGUACAAGCCAGAGCUUUCUGCAGCUAAUGACACUGGAUUUGUGGAUGUCCCUCAGCGGGAGAAGGUCGUCCAGAAGGCAUUGGCGACCGUAGGCCCCUUGUCUGUGGCUAUCGAUGCCGGCCUUCAGUCCUUCCAGUUCUAUAAGGAAGGCAUUUAUUACGAUCCAGGUUGCAGCAGCAGGGACCUGAACCAUGGCGUGCUGUUGGUUGGCUAUGGAACUGAUGCAUCAGAGACCGGGAAGGGGGACUAUUGGCUUAUCAAGAACAGUUGGGGUACAACAUGGGGCGCAGAUGGCUAUGUAAAAAUCGCUAGAAACAGGAACAACCACUGUGGCGUGGCCACUGCAGCCAGCUAUCCUCUCGUGUGACCUGCUGCGCUGAGGUGACAGAGGACUGAGGACAGCGUGUCCACAGGAAUUUUACCUGAACACUGACCAAGCCCUUAUUGUGUAAGACAAAAACACUUGAAUCAUUGAGGAUUCAAUUUCCGAUUUGAAUUCUGUGACAUUUUUACAAGGGUAAAAGGUUACCACUACUUUACUGUUAUAUAAACAGCUGUAUGAUAUUGAAAAUUCCAAGACUUAAUUUUCAUUUUUUAAAAAGAGUAUAAAUCUUUACCUAUUAAAGUAAAUUUUAGUGUAAAAUAAUAAAUAUUGGUUCAUUA
Molecule: messenger RNA, 1615 nt
Organism: Cavia porcellus (domestic guinea pig)
Lineage: Eukaryota; Metazoa; Chordata; Mammalia; Rodentia; Caviidae
Gene: Ctsv
Product: cathepsin V
Exons: 8
Coding region: 318-1319 (333 amino acids)
Biological process (GO): positive regulation of peptidase activity; positive regulation of apoptotic signaling pathway; immune response
Cellular component (GO): lysosome
Molecular function (GO): cysteine-type endopeptidase activity; cysteine-type endopeptidase activator activity involved in apoptotic process
Source: RefSeq, a predicted model, not a curated record